This is a messenger RNA of Hippopotamus amphibius kiboko, 697 nucleotides long. It is a transcript of the gene RPL11, whose product is annotated as ribosomal protein L11. The record is from RefSeq and is a predicted model, not a curated record. Gene Ontology annotation, cellular component: ribosome; cytosolic large ribosomal subunit. Bases 111 to 647 code for a protein of 178 amino acids. Gene Ontology annotation, molecular function: RNA binding; structural constituent of ribosome. Lineage: Eukaryota; Metazoa; Chordata; Mammalia; Artiodactyla; Hippopotamidae. The transcript is spliced from 6 exons. Gene Ontology annotation, biological process: translation.
GACGCGCCUCGCUUCCUCUCCCUCAUCUCGCUGGUUAGCCCUUAAGGGCCCGCCUACUGGCCCAUAAGGCUCUGGGUCGGAAGUCUCACUUUCUCUUCCUGUCUCCAGUCAUGGCGCAGGAUCAAGGUGAGAAGGAGAACCCCAUGCGGGAACUUCGCAUCCGCAAACUCUGCCUCAACAUCUGCGUGGGGGAGAGUGGAGACAGGCUGACCCGGGCAGCCAAGGUGCUGGAGCAGCUCACAGGCCAGACCCCCGUUUUCUCCAAAGCUAGAUACACCGUCAGAUCCUUUGGCAUCAGGAGAAAUGAAAAGAUUGCCGUCCACUGCACAGUCCGUGGGGCCAAGGCAGAAGAAAUUCUGGAGAAAGGUCUAAAGGUGCGAGAGUAUGAGUUAAGAAAAAAUAACUUCUCAGAUACUGGAAACUUUGGCUUUGGGAUCCAAGAACACAUCGAUCUGGGGAUCAAAUAUGACCCAAGCAUUGGUAUCUACGGCCUGGACUUCUAUGUGGUGCUGGGUAGGCCGGGUUUCAGCAUCGCAGACAAGAAACGCAGGACAGGCUGCAUUGGGGCCAAACACAGAAUCAGCAAAGAGGAGGCCAUGCGCUGGUUCCAGCAGAAGUAUGAUGGGAUCAUCCUUCCUGGCAAAUAAAUUCCUUUCUAUCCAAAAGGCUAAUAAAAACUUUUCAGUCAAAUGUACAA